Linum tenue is the source of this 994-nucleotide messenger RNA. The record is from the annotation of a GenBank genome assembly. NCBI's taxonomy places the organism in Eukaryota, Viridiplantae, Streptophyta, Magnoliopsida, Malpighiales, Linaceae.
UUCUCUUCGACUUCUUUCGUGGUCAAAUCAAGGCAACAACGGCAGAGAAGAAGGCAAAGAUCAGGCGUUUCCUUCUCGUCGCUGGUGGAUAAUCGUCCGGUCGAGCUCGAACGAGGAAAGGAGAAGCAUUUGAAACUGCAAUUAGUGAACUCCCAUAGCAAGGGCUGGGAGGAGUUUUUCUAUCGAAUGGGGGGAUUGAAUUGGGUCGUGGCAGUAGUUUUGCUCGGUUCACUUUUCCAAUCGCCGAUUGUGCGGGCGAAAGAGCAGCUCAGCUCGAGAGAAUGCGAGGAUCUAGGCUUCACCGGACUCGCCCUUUGCUCCGAUUGCCACGCUCUUGCUGAGUACGUCAAAAAUCAAGAACUGGUCUCCGACUGUUUGAAAUGUUGCAACGAGGACUCCGAUGAUUCCAUGAGCAAGGUUACCUACUCUGGUGCAGUACUGGAGGUUUGCAUGAGGAAAUUGGUUUUCUAUCCUGAGAUCGUUGGCUUCAUUGAGGAAGACAAGGACCAGUUCGGCAGUGUUAAAGUUCAAUACAGUUUCAACUCUCCACCAAAGCUGAUCUUGCUGGAUGAUGAAGGCCAACAUAAAGAAACCAUUAGAAUCGACAACUGGAAACGCGAGCACAUCUUGCAGUUCCUGCGUGAGAAGCUUAAACCCAAGUCGGUAUCAGCAUCCUAAGUGCUUGGUAUUACCUUCAUGUUCUGGUCCAAGAUGGGAGGGACUUCAUUGGAGAGAUGAAGGUACUGGUGCUUAGAUUUGAAAGAAUAGGUCUAAUGUUAUGGUUUUGAAUGAUUGGAAUAAACAAGGACUAGACAGAUGUGAACCAGACAGACAAAAGACUGAAUUCAAACAGGCAUUUGUAUUUUGGCAGUUGAAUGAGUUGCGUUCAGUCUCCUGCUCAAUUAUUUGAUUGGAAUGAACUUCACUGGAUAAGCUGUUUUUACAUAUGGAAACAUCCUAUGAAAGAUUUCCGUCGGCACAACAACUUAAUAGG